This is a messenger RNA of Diabrotica virgifera virgifera (western corn rootworm), 1596 nucleotides long. Its product is annotated as 52 kDa repressor of the inhibitor of the protein kinase-like. The transcript has a single exon. The record is from RefSeq and is a predicted model, not a curated record. Bases 1 to 1596 code for a protein of 531 amino acids. NCBI's taxonomy places the organism in Eukaryota, Metazoa, Arthropoda, Insecta, Coleoptera, Chrysomelidae. Gene Ontology annotation, molecular function: protein dimerization activity.
AUGAAUCACAUUGUCGAUCGAGUCAACGAAUCGAUGGGCUUUUCUUUUCUUGGAGAUGACACACCGGACAUUGCAGGAAUAGAACAAAGUUCAAUUUGCACUCGAUACUUGGAUAAGAGCGACGGGAAGUUUAUCAUUCGUGAAGAUUUUUUGUGCUUCAUCACUAUCGCAGAUUUCACUGGAAAAGGAAUAGGAACUUCUUAUCUCAAUUUCUUGGAUUCUUCCGGACUUAAUUGCACAUAUUUUCUCGGACAGGGAUAUGAUGGCGCGAGAGCGGUUAGCGGAGAAUUCCAUGGAGCCCAAGCUGUUGUCAGAGAGCGUUAUCCACUCGCGCUCUACUCCCAUUGUGCGGCUCACAGCUUUAAUUUGGCAGUCAGCUCUGCAUGCAAUAUAACAGCAAUCAGAAAUUGUUUGGGAACCCUCGAAAGCAUUCAUACUUUCUUCAUAUAUCCGAAACGCCAAAAUGCUCUUCAAGAUGCGAUCAAUGAAGAUGAGACGCUACAUGAAAGUCGGUUGAAGAAAUUAAAAAAAAAUUGCAAAACCAGAUGGGUAGAGCAACACGAGUCUGUCGCAACUUAUCUGCACUUACAACCAGCAGUAAUUCGCCCUCUUGAUGUGAUUUCGACCACCUGGAAGGAUCCGACGACUUCAUCUGGAGCUUUCCAACUUCUUUCAGCAAUAAACACUGCAAAUUUCCAGGUAAAAUUCAAGACUCACACUAGCACGUUACCAGCUCUCUAUUAUAAGAUGUUUGUAUAUUCUUCAUUCUUUGAAUUUAAUUUCCAGAUCUCCAUGCAUAUUUUGAGCUCAGUACAUUCUUUGACUUUGUCUCUCAGUCGAGUACUUCAGUCCGAAAACCAGGAUCUUGGCGAGGCUAUCGAACUGGCUGAUGCUGCGAAACAAGUCCUGCUUGAAAGAAGAGAAAACGCCGAAAAGGACUUCAGAGGAAUUUUCAAAACCGUGAGCGAAAUCAGCGCAAAAUACGACAUCGAACUGCGGAAACCAAGGCUCGCGUCAAAACAGACUCAACGCUCCAACGUACAAACUGAUUCAGUUCAAGAUUAUUUUCGCAUAACGAUUUACAUCCCAUACAUUGAUUUGUUUCUGACCCAUAUACAAGAUCGAUUUUUGAAUCACCGCAAAAUUUUAUCAAACUUUGCUUGCCUCUUCCCCAACAAAAUAAAGAAUUUCAAUGAAGAAUCCUGCGCUCAACUGUUUGAACCAUACUCUUCAAUUUUGCGGGAUGAUUCCCGUGACAUCUGGGUAGACGAAGUCAAACUUUGGCGUCAACGCAUCGCCGGAAAGAACGUUAAAAAUUCGCUUGAAGCACUCGAUGUGUGCAAUGGAGAUGCGUUUCCAAAUGUACAUCAAAUGCUUCGCAUUUUGGCAGUUCUGCCUGUAACGACAGCAACGAAUGAACGCUCCUUUUCAACAUUGCGUCGCCUCAAGACUUACCUCAGGUCAACAAUGUCUGAAGAUCGGCUGAACGGAUUAGCUUCGCUCAAUAUACAUCGCGAUGUCGAGGUCGAUCCGCAAAGAGUUUUGGAGAAGUUUUUUUCUACACCUCCCAGAGUUAAUUUAUUAUAUAAUAACUGA